UAAAACUAAACUCAUUGAAAUGCAACGCAACGACAAACAACGACUUUUUGCUUUACAAAACGGCUGUUUUGGAAAUCUGUUCCUGAGAAAAAAUUGGCUAAUUCUUAUGAGAACAGCUGCUAAAGUAAUCGGAAGCUUGGCAACACUGCAAUUCAUAAAAAUGGAUAUAGACGAGAGUAAACUAGGUAAAUUGACCGAGCAAUCAUUGAAACGAAAGGAGCGGUUACGACAAUUGCGUGAAAAAGCGAACAAAUCUGAUAAGGAUAUCGGCAGUGAAGAAGGGGAGAAACUACCAAAGCCCAUUUUCCGUAGUUAUAAACCUCAAAAUGAAAAUACCGAAGGCGAAAUUUUGGAACAGGAACCAUCGGGAGAUAUUGAAAAAGCAGUGGAAGGUCAACUUGAACUGUUGCGUCAACCCAUGAUCAUCGAUGAAAUUGAUAUAGCAAAUUUGGCGCCCCGAAAACCCGACUGGGACCUAAAACGUGAUGUGGCUAAAAAAUUUGAACGGUUGGAGCGUCGUACUCAAAAAGCUAUUGCUGAGUUAAUACGUGAUCGGUUGAAGAAAAAUCAAUCGGACCAAGAGUUCUUUCAAGCCGUUAACGUAGGCACAGCUCAUGCCGGCGAGGACACAACACAUGAAGAUGAUUAGCUGGCUAAUACAUAUGUAUGUAUAGGUUUUUUCAGAAACCGGUUAGUUUUAUUUAUUAUAAAAAUGUAAAAGUUUA
Molecule: messenger RNA, 725 nt
Organism: Ceratitis capitata (Mediterranean fruit fly)
Lineage: Eukaryota; Metazoa; Arthropoda; Insecta; Diptera; Tephritidae
Product: coiled-coil domain-containing protein 12
Exons: 3
Coding region: 20-649 (209 amino acids)
Cellular component (GO): post-mRNA release spliceosomal complex; U2-type spliceosomal complex
Source: RefSeq, a predicted model, not a curated record